Molecule: messenger RNA, 2103 nt
Organism: Jatropha curcas
Lineage: Eukaryota; Viridiplantae; Streptophyta; Magnoliopsida; Malpighiales; Euphorbiaceae
Gene: LA2
Product: RNA recognition motif (RRM)-containing protein
Biological process (GO): RNA processing
Cellular component (GO): ribonucleoprotein complex; nucleus
Molecular function (GO): mRNA binding
Source: RefSeq, a predicted model, not a curated record
ACGACAGAACCAAUCAUGUCAAAUAUGGCGGGGUUUCCCUCUUGAGACAACCACCCAAAGUACGACAGAAUCAACGCCACGUAUUUAAUUCUUUAACAUUUUCUCAAACAAAGUGACAUGUCGUUCACUCUCAACGCAAUUACCCAUGCUUUCCCUCUCAAAAGCCUUGAAGUAGCUGUUUCUCUGUAAGAAAUUGAGCUACCUACAAUGGCCUCCUUGGACGAAGAAACGGCCAACAAAAUCCUCAAUCAGGUGGAAUUUUACUUCAGCGACAGUAAUUUACCCCGCGAUGAUUUCCUUGCGAAAAAGGUUUCUCAAAGCAAAGAUGGCAUGGUUAGCUUGGCUCUUAUAUGCUCGUUCUCCAGAAUCAGAGCUUUACUGGGUUUGGGUAAAAUAAGACAAGAUGAUAUUACAAAUGUCGUAUUAGAAUCAGUUGCUGAAAUUCUGCGCAAAUCGAAUUCUCUCAAAGUUUCUGGCGAUGGGCAAAAGGUGGGCAGGAUUAAGAAGCUCUCGAAGACAGAAAAAGUUAUACAGCAAGUGGAUUUAAGAACAAUUGCAGCAUCGCCUUUCCCGUAUGAUGUUACAUUGGAAGAUGUGGCAUCUUUCUUUUCUCAGUUUGGCAAGGUUAAUAGUGUGAGGCUACCCCGUCAUGUGGCAGACAAAAGGGUUUUUUGUGGCACUGCUUUGAUUGAGUUCUCUACAGAUGGAGAUGCUUUAGAUAUCUUGAAGCAAAAUUUAGUUUAUGCUGGUGCCAGUUUAGAAUUGAAACCAAAAAAGGAAUUCGAUUCUGAGAGAGCAAUUAUGACAGAGAAAAUUGGAACAGACGGCUCCUUUAUGGACUCAAAUUAUAAGAAUGAUGCCAGCACAACAUCCAUCUGCCCAAAAAGUUCAAUAGUUACAUUUUCAUUAAAGAGAAGAUCAAUUGGAAAACCUGUUAAAAAUGGAGGCACUGCUCCGUUGAUUAUUAACAGUGGAGCAGUUUGUAAAAGAGAUAAGAAUUUGGAUUCCAAUGGAUUUGUUGAAGAGAUAAAAAGUGCCUCAGAAGAUAUUGUAGUAGCACCUUCCAGGAAUCCUGAAAAAGAAAAAUGCAAAAAAGAUAACAAAGAGAUCAUUUCUGAAGACAACAAGAAGAAGGAUCUGCAAGAUGCCAUUUGCCAUGAUAAAGAUCUAUCUCCUGAAAUUGUUUGUCAACAUAGUAAAGAGAAGAUAACUGGUGGAGAAAGGUGCGCUAGUUUAGUUCUUGAAGAGAAGGAUGUUCUCUCAUCUAAGGACCUAAAAGAUGUCUUUCAAAGAUUUGGUGCUAUUAAGCAUGUCCAUUAUCAUGAUGGAGCAGUUUCAGGUUAUAUUUGUUUUGAAGCAACAGAAGGAGUUAUAAAAGCUUGUGCUGCUGCAGAAUUCAUUGAAGAGGGUCUCAUUGUGAAGAAUUUCAUUGUUUCAUUCGAAGCAGUUUCUGGUAAAACUGAUGAACGAUAUUCAAAUAUGCAUUGUGAUGAUAACAAGGAAGGUUGUCACAUAAGGAGGGAUGACAGAAAACGGAAACACAGAUCCAAUCAAGGUGAAAGACAGUUUGUAGGCAGAAGUUCCCACUCCAACGAAAGCGAUUCUUGAACCCAGAAACCCAAAAAAGGUCAACAGGUGAGUGGUGACUCAUAAGCAAUUAUUGGUCCAUUUAGCAUAAUUUUUGGUCUAAAAAAGAGGACAAGUGAGCAUGAGAAUAGAUUCAAAGGAAAAAAGAAGCUACUAGUAAUAGAUGUAAUUUAGCAGGUGCAUGAGCCAAAAUAGAUUUUAUGUUUUGCAGUUUUUGGAAUUUAACUGCAAUAUGGGUAGUUAUGUUAGAAAUUUAGCAGGUGCAUGAGCCAAAAUAGAUUUUAUGUUUUGUAGUUUUUGGAAUUUAACUGCAAUAUGGGUAGUUAUGUUAGAAUUUAUCUCGUCUUCAGCAUUCUAGAUAGAUAAUACGGAUCAUAGAAAUUGGUAUUUGUUAUCUUUUCUUUGUUUGAUAUUUCGGCCACCGCAAAAUAUCUCUGAUAUUUCAUUGGGGAUCAGGUUACCUCUGACCAUGCACUUAACUUUUAAGUAAGCAAACACUCUUCUUUUUGUUUUUUA